AUGGCUCUCCCCGACGCAGCAGCGAAACCCACAGCCUCCGCCGCCGCCGCUGCCGCCGCAACGUUGACAGCUCAAGCGGCCGCAAAAGCCGCCGCGAAAGCCGCAUCGAAAGUGUCCGCUACUGCGAAAGCUGCCGCCAGUGCCGCUGCUGCCGCCACAGAUACCGCCACGACUUUCGUUCGCCAGAGAUUGCAUGGGACUUACGUCUGGUUACUCGCCGUUUUCGCUGCAAUCUCUCAUCACCCGCACGUGAAGAAGCUUCUCAAAGCCGAUUGGUCUGUCAUCCGUGACGUCAUCACUUCCUGCACCGCGUCAUCCUCCCUCAGCGCCAGCAGCAGCGACCGCGCAUCCUCGUCCUCUUCCGCCUCCGCCGCUUCCGCGCUCUCCCCCUUCCCCCCGUUCCCCCCCGCGCUCCGCGCGUCGCUGCGCGCCGCCUCCUCCUGCCUCGCGCCCGCGUUCGGCGUGACGGUGAAAGCCGUUCUGCUCCUCGCCGUGACGCUCGUUCUCGCGCCGCUCAUAAGCUCGCUCCUCGCUGUCACGCUCGUGCCGCAGGCCGAGGCGCCGCAUCCGACGGCGUGUCGCGUGGUGGAUUAUUUGGAAAAGCCGGAGGCCGAGUCCCGGUUACACAGCCUACCGGUGCUGUAUUUUAUAGCGGGGUUGGAGACAGCGGGGCAGGGCGUGUUCUACACGCUGUUCAGCGAGCUAUACGAAGGGCUGCAGCAGCAACAUCCCCGGCAGCAGCAGAGCGCGGGUGAGAUGGCAGAGCCAGAGUCUGAGUGGAACCAAACAGAGCUGCUGCUGACGCGCAGCGCGGCGCAGAUCGUGGACAUGUCGCUGCCCGGGCGCAAGAUCUACACGGAGUGCCCGCGGAUUGAAUACUCGCGCCAGGCGUCCGACCUUGCUGCUCUCAUCUCCUCCAAACUCGCGCCGCUGCAGGUGCAGGCAUCAGCGGGGCUGCGGCAGCGGCAGGGCAGGCGCGCGCCAGUGCUGCUGCUAGCCAACUCGUCCUUCCCCAUGGGUGCCUCCCUGCGCACGCCCCUCGCCCGCCCUGACCUCGUGUCCCUGGGCCUCUACCACGGCCUGCUCUACCGCCUCAAGGUGAUAGUGAGUGUGCGGAACAUCUCAGACGUGAUGGCAUCAGCCAUCAGAGCGCACUAUGACAAAGAUGACCCUGGCUUGCAGGUGCGGCUUGUAGAGGACAGUCUAGUGUACCUCGAUGCUUCGUUGCGGCAGCUACCGUGUGGGACCUAUGCCAUCGCCAACCUGGAUCACCUCAUGUCCUCUCCAUCUCCCCCUUUUGUAUCGCAGCUCGCUCGCUUUCUUGACCUACCAGGGGUGCAUGAGGACCAGCUCCUCACCGCUCUACACCGCACUCGCACGGUCUGGGCCCGUCCUCGACCGCAGACAACACCUCGAUUCAACGGGGAACCUGUCGCAGCCUUUUUUCGCCGGAGGCGACACCUCUGGCCAUUGCUAGCAGGCACCCAGGAAAACUUUUUUUUUGCAGGGAACCCUGCGGAUUGGCCUUCUGGUGUUUUAUCUCGCCGUGACCCUUGGACGUAA
Messenger RNA from Closterium sp. Yama58-4, 1563 nucleotides. NCBI's taxonomy places the organism in Eukaryota, Viridiplantae, Streptophyta, Zygnematophyceae, Desmidiales, Closteriaceae. The record is from the annotation of a GenBank genome assembly.